AAAAAAGAAAGUUAGAAAAGAUAGGCAUGGGUAGUUGGGAGGGAUAGAGAGAAGAGUGAGAGAGGGCCGGGGCACGGCGACACCGUGCUCUCGUGUUUACAAAUUGCAGUUUCCAAAUUCUCGAGUCAAGAAGGGCGACCGGUGCCGGCGCGGAUGGCGAUGGGGGCGGCGGCGGCGCGCGGGGCGGCCGCGGACGCCGUGGUGACGUUCCUGUGGGUGCUGUGCGCCUCCGCGCUCGGCGCCACGACGGCGGCCGUCACGUCGCUCCUGGGGGUGGCGCAGGAGGAGGGCGGCGGCGGCCACUACGCGCUCCUCGUGACCGCGUCCCUCCUCGCGGCGCUCCUCUUCGCCUUCGACCUCCUCUGCGGCGCGCUCGGCGGCGCCAGCUUCAACCCCACCGACUUCGCCGCCUCCUACGCCGCCGGCCUCGACAGCCCCUCCCUCUUCUCUGUCGCGCUCCGCUUCCCCGCGCAGGCCGCCGGCGCGGUGGGCGGCGCCCUGGCGAUCUCGGAGCUGAUGCCGGAGCAGUACAAGCACACGCUCGCGGCGGCGGGGCCGGCACUCAAGGUGGAUCCACAUACCGGCGCCGUCGCCGAAGGGGUGCUCACCUUCGUCAUCACACUGGCCGUGCUCUGGAUCAUCGUCAAGGGGCCCCGGAAUCCCGUCCUCAAGACCAUGCUGCUCUCGGUCUCCAUCGUUAGCCUCAUCCUCGCCGGGGCAGAGUACACGGGUCCUUCCAUGAACCCAGCCAACGCAUUUGGCUGGGCAUACGUUAACAAUUGGCACAACACAUGGGAGCAGCUAUAUGUGUACUGGAUAUGCCCCUUUAUUGGGGCCAUGCUUGCUGGAUGGGUCUUCAGAGCGGUGUUCCUACCAUCAGCACCUAAGCCGAAGACCAAGAAAGCGUGAUACAUUGCAAUCCUGGAUUCAUAUAUAUAGUCAUCAUUUGGUGUUGGAUGUUGGUUUGAAGAAUCAGAAAACACAGGAAUAUCAAAGAAGUUCAUGAUGUAUUUGAUUUCCUCAACUUACAACAAAUCUGGUAUUGUGCUUUAUUACUUAUGUGUCAUUUUAUUUGUAUAAUGAAUUUAGCUAAUUAGCAUAUCUUAUUUAUCUUUUUAUUCUUUCA
Messenger RNA from Setaria italica (foxtail millet), 1126 nucleotides. Its product is annotated as aquaporin SIP1-1. Gene Ontology annotation, biological process: transmembrane transport. Gene Ontology annotation, cellular component: membrane. Gene Ontology annotation, molecular function: water channel activity. The coding region runs from base 154 to 909 and encodes 251 amino acids. Lineage: Eukaryota; Viridiplantae; Streptophyta; Magnoliopsida; Poales; Poaceae. The record is from RefSeq and is a predicted model, not a curated record. The transcript has 3 exons.